AGAUUAGCGCUGUGGUGUACCAAGUUACUUUAAUAAAAACACAAUGUCAGGAUCAAAAAAGAUGACGCUGCGUGUGCAGUCACCAGAGGGAACUUCACGCAUAGAGGUGUUUGACACAGAUGUAACGGCACGGCUGUAUGAGCGUGUGUACGAAGUUCUAAACCUCAAUACAUUUGGAUUUGCGUUGCACCGUGACCGUCAGCGCAAAGAAGAAAUAAUUUCGAGCAAGUCACGGCAACUCCGAGAAUAUGGCCUACAGCACGGUGAUAUGCUGUAUCUCAGUCCAGUUAAUGGUGCAGUGUUGUAUGAUCAACCUUCAACUAGUGUACAGGCACAGUCUAAUACUAAACAGUUUGGAGAAACAAUGGAAACAGCACCAUUAGUGUCAGUAGCCACAACAUCAUUGUCACAGAAGCCUGGUGUUCCUGAAGAAGAUGAGGUAGACUUGGAGCUCUACAAGUUACCAGGGACCAUCCAGCGGCAACGUGAUGAAAAAUUGUGUCGCCACAACUCUAAUGGCUGUUGUGUACACUGUUCACCUCUGGAGCCUUGGGAUGAGGGUUACCUGAAGGAACACAACAUUAAACAUAUGUCCUUCCAUUCCUAUCUACGCAAGAUUACAUCAGGAAAAUUUAUAUCGUUGGAUGAACUCUCAUGCAAAAUUAAGCCAGGCUGCAAGGAGCACCCGCCGUGGCCUCGUGGUAUAUGCUCCAAGUGCCAGCCGGGAGCGGUGACCCUGAACCGGCAGCCCUACCGCCACGUGGACAACGUGCUGUUCCAGAACGCGGCGCUAGUGGAGCGGCUGCUGGCCUAUUGGCGCGCCACUGGACACCAGCGCUUGGGCUUUCUAUAUGGAAAUUACGAACAACACCCCGACGUGCCUUUGGGUAUACGCGCCCGCGUGACGGCCGUCUACGAGCCGCCGCAGGAGAGUGGGCGCGACUUCAUCUCGCUGCGCGAGGAGCCGCACGCCGAGCUGCUGCAGGAGCUGGCGCGGCGCCUGGGGCUGCGGCGCGUGGGCUGGAUGUUCACCGACCUGCUGCCCGACGACCUGGCCGCCGGCACCGUGCAGCACGUGCGCGGCGUGGACACGCACUUCCUGUCGGCGCAGGAGUGCGUGACGGCGGGCCACUACCAGAACCUGCACCCCAGCGCCUGCCGCCACGCCUCCUCGGGCUACUUCGGCUCCAAGUUCGUCACCGUCUGCGUCACCGGCGACAGCGCGCGGCGCGUGGCGCUGGAGGGCUACCAGGUGUCGGGGCAGUGCCAGGCGCUGGUGCGCGACGGCAUCCUGCUGCCCACGCGCGACGCGCCCGAGCUCGGCUACAUCCGCGACUGCAGCCCCAACCACUACGUGCCCGACGUCUACUACAAGGAGCGCGACGCGUACGGCAACGACGUGAGCGUGGCAGCGCGGCGCGUGCCCGUGGCCUACCUGCUGGUGGACGUGCCGGUGGGCGUGGCGCGCCAGCCCGGCGCCGCCCCCGCGCCCGCCGCCGCCGCGCCGCCGCCGCACUCCAUGCGCGCGCUGCACCACCACAUACUGUCUGCGCCCUCCUUCCUAGAGGCGAUGUCGGACCUGCACGUGCUGCUGUACCUGUGCAGUAACGAAGCGCUACCGCUGUCGCUAGACACCGUGCAGCCGCUGCUGCAGGCCGUGCGCGAGCGCGAUGCAGCCGCUGCGGAAAGCUGGCGCGCGCAAACCCAGCCCGCCACGCUGCUGCAGCUGGCGCGCGCCGCGGCCGAGGCGGACGCGCCGCACGGUGCUGAUGCGGGCGGGGGUGCGGACGGUGCGGGGGGCGCGGGCGCGGUGUGGACGUGCGCGCUGUGCACGUACCACAACGCGGCCGCGCUGCGCGCCUGCGAGAUGUGCGCCAUGCCCAGGAGCGACGCGAUGUAGUGCGCACACGUACGUCGUCGGCGCCAUCUUACGUUAUUAUGAACUGCGACUGAGUUGAAAACAUUCACUAGAUUAUGAUUUCUCAUACCUCGCCUUUAAGUUUUUUAUACAUAUCUGUUUGUAAAUUGAAAACUGUGGUUGGUUCCUUUUGCUUGGAUCAAGUUACAAUGCUAAGUUUCGUCACAAUGUGCGAUAUUCUAAAAAAUAAACCAAGGUGCUACAGCAGUUUCGUAAUUAUCAACCCUUUCAAUAAAUACUUAAACUUCAUUGGCUUAAAUAAAUAUAGAUUCAGUUUGUACUGAUCAAGUAAUGGUCCAACCAAGACGUACGCGUACGCGAGAACUGCCAUUAAUAAGUGGUCACAAUAUUUUACUAAAAAAAAUAGCGUGUAUCAGUUUGUUUGCGUUAUUGAUUGUAUCAAAAUACUAUAAUACAUAUUUAUAUAUGUAAAUUUCUUAAUAUUUACGAAAAAAUUUAGUUUUAACUAAAGUUUUCUGUAAAUAUUAAGAAAUUUACAAUGCUUUCUAUUACAAGAAAGUUACAAAUUAUUGAAGGUUCGGCCGGUUCAGUUAUGGUUUGUGUUAUUGUUCGACUCAUGUAAGAUGCACUAAUCUAGACGAGCGCUUCACAAUAAGGGCUAAUUAUCUUGUUCACCAGAUGUCGCUAGUUGACGUUGGACUGAGGUAAAGUUUUUUGUUAAACAAUAUCAUAUAAUUGAGAAGUUGCGUUCUAAAUAAAAUUUUAUUGGUUUCUAGAUUAUUAUAUAAAUACACAAAAUAAUGCCACAGUCGUUUAUUCCUUAAUGUUUUUCACAUUUUUUUAAUUAGUUUUUUAUUUUUUCUACUUUAAGUAAUAUCUGUAUUUUGUUUUAUAUGUUUCUAAUGUAAUUAAUAUAAAAUAUAACUAAUAUUACAGAAAUAAACAUUAACAAAUUAACUUCUCUGCCAUGUAAUUUGUCAAAUAUUUAACCUCGUUCCUAAGUGGCGCCCUGGUGGAAAGUUGUGGAUACCCUCAUUGUCUCCAUGCGUUCGUACGCAGGGUAGAGUUUCUCUCGAGUUAAUCUCGAUAGUGACAAAUCGCCUCAGAAUGUAUGCGUUAGCGCUGAAUUUAAACAUGUGAGCGCGAGCCAUCGCUGUACGUGUGGUUACAACUUAGUUAUAUUUCAUGGAGAUUUGUUUUCGACUACUUUCAACACAUUUUUGAUUGAAUUUUUUGUCACAUCGGCUACACGUACAGCGGUGCGGUCGCGUCGGCUAGACAAAUGUAUUGUACAUGAAGAAAUGUUAAUUUAUUAUAUUUAUACCGCGCGCAGUCUGUGGCGCGUUUUGUAAGAAACGGAGAGAGUGAGAAAUGGUAAAUAUAAUGUGCGUUGUACGC
Parnassius mnemosyne (clouded apollo) is the source of this 3277-nucleotide messenger RNA. The record is from the annotation of a GenBank genome assembly. NCBI's taxonomy places the organism in Eukaryota, Metazoa, Arthropoda, Insecta, Lepidoptera, Papilionidae.